CUGAUUGCCAUGUGACUGUCCCUCAGGGUAAGAUGAGAGGUAAAGUGUGCAGUACUCCGUGUGGUAAACAGUACUAUAGCUUCGAAGGGAUACCAUACGCUAAACCACCCUUGGGGCCUCUCAGAUUUAGGGAUCCUCAAAAACUCGAUAACUGGUCUGGAGUACUUGACGCGACAAAACCUGGAAAUAAGGCCGUGCAAUUAAAUCCAUAUAACAAAUCUAUAGAAGGUUCAGAAGACUGCUUAUAUUUAAAUGUAUACACCCCAAUAUUGCCCGAUGAAAAAAAAGAAAAUCUUCCAGUACUAUUUUUCGUACACGGCGGUAACUUAUACAGGGGAUGGGCUCACAUGUAUCGUCCAGAUUACUUAAUACGUCACAACGUCAUUCUAGUAACAACUAACUAUCGUCUCAAUGUUUUUGGAUUUCUUAACCUUGAAACACCAGAAGUGCCCGGUAAUGCCGGACUUAAAGAUGCUGCUACAGCCCUAAGAUGGGUGAAACAAAAUAUAGAACAUUUUAAUGGUGAUUCAAACAAUAUUACAGGAAUAGGAGAAAGUGUAGGUGCAAUUAUAACUACAUUAUUAUUGAUUUCUAAGAUGACUCAAGGUAUAUUAAAAAGAAUAAUCGGUUUAUCAACAGCUAUAUCUGACCAAAUGAUAGGCGAUGAUCAUCUGGAAAAAGCAAAAGAUAUUGCUUCAAAUUUAGGAGAUAAUAUAAAUAGCUCUGAAGAAAUACUUAAUUUGCUUCAAGACUCUUCUGCUGAAGAUUUAACUAAAGCUUUAAUGAAAUCAGUUUCUCGUGCAAAUAAAUAUGAUGUACACAGCUUAGUAAACGCAGCAGUUGAAAAGGAUUACGAUACUGUGGAAUCAUUUUUGGAUGAGUAUCCUAUACAGUCGUUAUUAAAUAAUAAUUAUUCUAAAGUUCCAGCUCUUAUGAGUAUGGCAACCCAUGAAUCGGCAUAUUUUAUAACUCAUCCAUUCGGACAAUAUCAAUUUAACAAAGAUAUAUUGAAAUUCGUACCGAAUCCUGCAUUAGAAGAUAAGGAUGCUGUACAAUUAUCGGAUAUGGAGAAACAGCUAAAAGAAUUGUACUUUCAAGAUAAAGAAAUCGGUCCUUCAACACUAGUGCAAUACUUAGAUCUAGUUUCAGAUAUGUAUGUUACCAGAGACAUAAUAUAUACAGCAGACUUAUUUUCCAGAAACGACGAAUUCUAUUUUUGUAGAUUUGCAUACGACAACUCGCGUGUUAUGAAACGUUUAGGAGUAAAAGGCGCUACUCACAGCGAUAUAUUACAAUUUCUAUUUUACACAGAGAAGAGAAGAAACUCUUUUAAUGAACAAGAUAUGAAACUUGUUGAUAUGUUGACUGAGGCCUUGUGUAACUUCGCAAAAACCGGAAAACCAACAUGGACGGGGCAGGAAAUAUCGUGGCCAUACUAUAAGAAAGAUGAAAGAAUAUGUUUAAAUAUUGAAGACAGAAUGAGCUGUGUCCCAUUACCCGAAUAUGAUAGGUACACUAAACUAAUUAAUAUACUUAAACAGAAGCCAAAGAUACGAAAACGUUAACAAGACAAUUUUAUACUAACGAUUAAAAUCAAAUCAAAAUAUCUUUAUUCAUAUAGGUAAACUUUUACACUUAUAAACGUCAAGAAAAACAAAUUAAA
Molecule: messenger RNA, 1663 nt
Organism: Pieris rapae (cabbage white)
Lineage: Eukaryota; Metazoa; Arthropoda; Insecta; Lepidoptera; Pieridae
Product: juvenile hormone esterase-like
Exons: 3
Coding region: 33-1565 (510 amino acids)
Source: RefSeq, a predicted model, not a curated record